This is a messenger RNA of Dentiscutata erythropus, 2337 nucleotides long. NCBI's taxonomy places the organism in Eukaryota, Fungi, Glomeromycota, Glomeromycetes, Diversisporales, Gigasporaceae. The record is from the annotation of a GenBank genome assembly.
AUGUCGAGCGAUCAAAGGAGGGGAGAACCUUCAUCCAGAUGGUCAGAUGGUUCCAUAUUUCGAGGUAUUAGUAAAUGGUUACAAAAGACUAAAUUGACGAAUGAUGGAAAGUUUGUUAAAGACUGUCCUGUAAUUGAACUGUUAAAUUUUGACAAUAAAUUUCGUGUGGAUGGAUUUAGAGAAUUAACACAUAUGAGAUAUACUGCCUGCACAAGCAAGCCAGAUAAUUUUAAGAGUGAUUCCUUUAGUCUUCGUCAAAAAGAAUUUAACAGGAGAAGAAUAGAAAUACUUAUUGCGGUGACUAUGUACGAUGAAGAUAAAACUCAAUUGUCUCGGACUCUUUGUGGGAUCGCGAAAAAUAUUAAUUCCCUUUGUUCUCGAGAAGACGGGACUUGGAUUAAAAAUGAAGGAUGGAAAAAGGUCGUCGUGUGCAUAGUUUCCGAUGGUCGUAAAAAGAUAAGCCAAAGUGCUUUAGAAUAUUUGUCCGCUCUUGGCGUUUAUCAAGAAGGAAUAGCAGUCGAAAGUAUAAUUGAUCGUAAAGUUGAAGCUCAUAUUUUCGAAUAUACAACUCGUAUUCCACUAGAAAACAGUGAUAUCAUUGUUCCAAUCCAGAUACUUUUUUGUCUUAAAGAAAAGAAUACUAAGAAAAUCAAUUCUCAUCGUUGGAUUUUUAAUGCAUUCAGCCCAAUACUCGAACCUAAAAUAUGCGUUCUUAUUGACGUUGGCACCAAACCAGGAUCAAAUGCUAUUUAUAACUUGUGGGAAACAUUUGAGUUACAUCCAAAAGUUGCAGGUGCCUGUGGUGAAAUAGUUGCCAUGAAAGGUCGUGGUUGGUACAAGUUGCUAAAUCCGAUUGUGAGCGCUCAGAAUUUCGAAUAUAAAAUAUCUAAUAUUCUAGAUAAACCACUCGAACAUGUACUUGGAUACAUUACUGUCUUGCCUGGGGCUUUUUCAGCAUAUCGUUAUGAUGCUCUUGUGAAUACAGAUGAUUAUGAAAGCCCUCUGGCUUCUUAUUUCAAGGAUGAGGCAUAUGAUAGCAAACCUAUUGCUAAUGGCUCAUUUAGUUUCAUUAAAAAUACUUAUAGAAACAUUAAAAGUGUAUUUGCCGCUAAUAUGUAUCUUGCUGAAGAUCGUAUACUUUGUUUUGAGUUGUUUACAAAGCGUGAUAGAGACUGGUUAUUGUAUUAUAAUAAAUCAUCUCAGGCGGAAACAGAUGUACCUGAAGAAAUAUCUGGAUUUAUCUCACAACGUAGACGUUGGUUAAAUGGGUCUUUCUUUGCUAGUAUUUAUGCUGUUUUUCAUUUUAAUAAUAUUUGGAAGAGUAAUCAUUCACGUGCACGUAAAAUCUUUUUUAUCAUUCAAAUUAUAUACCAAGCAUUUAACCUUUUAUUUUCAUGGUUUGCAUUGGGAAAUUUUUAUUUAACAUUUCAUAUUUUAUGUAAUACACUUGCGAAUCCUCAAGACCUUAUUCCUCUUCCUUGGGAUCCGUCAAUUGGUGAAACUAUAUUUAUUAUAUUAAGAUGGGUUUAUUUUAUAUUAGUUACUGGGCAGUUUAUCUUUUCUAUGAGUAAUAAACCUCAAAGUUCUAAAUGGGUCUACUACAUUUCGUUAUUAUGUUUUGCUAUUAUAAUGGGUUAUACUUUUUUUGCUGGCUCUUGGCUUACAGUUAACGGCUUCAUAUAUGAAAUAAUACCAAACAUCAAAAACCAUGGAUCUAUAGCUAUUUUUUAUAAUGAUAUUUUUUGGGAUAUAGUUCUUCCUUUACUUUCAACAUUUGUUAUGUAUUUUGUUGCAAGUAUUAUAAUGCGUGAUUUCUUGCAUAUGAUAUUAUGUAUCAUACAAUAUAUUUUUCUUAUUCCAUUUUAUGUAAAUGUUCUAAAUGUUUAUGCAUUUUGUAAUGUUAAUGAUGUGAGGGAGACUGAUGAAGUUCAUCAAUUAGAUAAAAUUGUUAUAUCUGAUGAAGGAGAAAUUUAUCAAGUCCCUUUUUCUCAGCCAAAAAAUAAGAAUGAACAGCAGGAUACAGGGCAAGCAAAUACGAAUAUUCAUCAAAGAAAUAAAUAUAAUGAUAGAAAAAUGAUCGAAGAAUCUCGAAAAGUGUUUCGAGCAUGUUUUGUGCUUUUUUGGCUUUUUUCUAAUGCUUUAUUAAUAUUUUAUGUAAUCGCUUUUGUUGGUACAACUUUAGAACAAAAUUUUUCUCAAAGAUCAAGAACAAGUAUAUAUAUAGCAGUAAUUCUUUGGUCCGUUGCUGGGCUAUCUGCUUUCAGAUUUUUUGGUUGCAUUACAUAUAUUUUUAAAUAUAUAUUAAUACCAUGGUACUCAAGUUUCUCAAGUUCAUAG